Molecule: messenger RNA, 603 nt
Organism: Aphanomyces invadans
Lineage: Eukaryota; Oomycota; Saprolegniomycetes; Saprolegniales; Verrucalvaceae
Exons: 3
Coding region: 1-603 (200 amino acids)
Source: RefSeq, a predicted model, not a curated record
AUGUCGUCCGCCAGCGAAGACGACAACGACGACGAAUCGUUCCGUGUUCUGUCCACCGACGAAGAAAUCGCUGCGUUUGUCGAGUCGGAUGUGCCGUCCCGUAUGGACUUCGUUCAAGUCUUGCUGGACAAGAUCAGCGCGCCCGCGUCGCGCAGCAUCCGCCAAUCUGCCAUCAACGACCUGCCCUUCGUCACGGACAAGUCGGCGAACCAGCGCCAGGGCGGUCUCCUGUCUCUCAUCGGUUUCAGCAAGUGGAUGCGAUUUCGUCCGCCAUUCGAGCGGAUCCUCGUCUCGCUCUUUGUGCCCAUCAUGGAGCGCCACGCCGACAAGGAACCUCAAGUCCGCGGCGUCGCGGACUUGAGGUUCCUUGUCGGCGUGGCGCUAUCGUCGUCUCGUUCAACGUCCAUUAUGUCGUCCGCCAGCGAAGACGACAACGACGACGAAUCGUUCCGUGUUCUGUCCACCGACGAAGAAAUCGCUGCAUUUGUCGAGUCAGAUGUGCCGUCCCGUAUGGACUUCGUUCAAGUCUUGCUGGACAAGAUCAGCGCGCCCGCGUCGCGCAGCAUCCGCCAAUCUGCCAUCAACGACCUGCCGUGGAACUGA